AUGUUUGCCUUCUAUCCGCCACAUCAUAGCAACUAUGUCUAUACUCCUUAUCAACCACGGUUCUAUAAACCAGUUAGUCCGAUAGCGCGCAGUCGCAAUGAAUCAUAUUACGCCCCUACAACACCUAUGUAUGAUUUAGUCACUGAUCUAAACGAACAAGAACAACGACGACGAGCACAGGAAGCAGUUCAACAGCAACAAGAACGUCACGAACGAGAAAAUCAAGCUCGUCAACGGGCAUAUAGACAAUGGCUUCACGAGAAAAAAGCAACGCGUGAAGCAAUGAAGCCAUUUGAACAACGAACUCCACCACAUUUAUGUCCGAGUAACAAUGACAUAAAUCUUAACAAAAGUCCGCGAAUUAGAAGAAUUCCAAUUCAAUCUG
Molecule: messenger RNA, 385 nt
Organism: Ambispora gerdemannii
Lineage: Eukaryota; Fungi; Glomeromycota; Glomeromycetes; Archaeosporales; Ambisporaceae
Source: the annotation of a GenBank genome assembly